CAUCGGGCAGUGUGUUUGGCCGCACGUAUUCCCUGACCUUACUGUCGUGAGUGAAAACGGAGAAACGAAACCUGCGACACCGUCCCUAGCAGCUGGAUAUUUGGUUAAAGCUAACAGAAGACAGAUUUUAGGUGGUACCUGUCCAAGAUGGGUGUACUUGUUAGAUAUGUGUGGAAGUCACUGAUGACUGCCAGAAAGAAUCACAAAGAUGCCUUCAUUGUGGCAGUGUUGUGUGGUGUAGCAGGGGGAUUGUCAGCAGUUUUCUCCGCAUAUGCCCUUUCCGCAUUCCCAGACGUGAAGCUAGAUAAGACUCUUGGACCAAGCCCUUAUCAAAACCCCAACAGAGGAAACACACGGCUUUUAGAGGUCUCAAAUAGUGCCAAGAUGACUAAGAUGUCUGCAGAAAUGCAGGAGCUGAGGCAAGAGAUCGCAAAGGCAUACCCAGAGAAUACAAGAAUAGAAUUCCAAUAAUACAUGUAGAAUUUACUUGCAUGCAUUAACAUCUACUAUCCUGACCACGGAAAUAUGAGAUUUUUUUACAACUUGCUGCAGAGCACAGGACUUGGAAAUCUCUAUCUUGAAAUGUUGGUGCACUUCAUGGACUGAGGAACUCAUGAUAAUUGCUAAUAUAUAUUUCUUGAUAUUAAAGAUUUUUUGGAGCCAAUUCAAAAUACCCUAGAAGUAAUAAGAGAAAAUAAUGUAACUAGUAGAGACAACAUUAAAGACUAGCCAGGUUGUAAUAUAAUUAUUGUGAUUAAUUGGUUGUAAUAUAAAUACAGUAACAAUAGUGAAAAAAAAACUUAACAUUUAUUCAUCACAGGUUUGUACACAUUUCUGGAAAAUUUGCAUUAGCAUUCAGUCGAAUGAACAUGUUAUAUUACGUAAACCUAUUUCAGUUACUAUUGCUACUGACUACAUGCAUUUUGUUUGUUCUGAAGUGUUUCACAUUUCAUAUGUUAAGCAAUGCAUGUUACAUACCACGUGAUACAGAUCAAGUUAUCUAGUUCUAUCAAUCUUGCACCUCAGAUUUCAUAUCUCAGCUCUUUGCAUCAUUAAUGGGAUAACAACUAUUCAAUUUGGCAAAAAAAAAAAAAAAAAAAAAAAAAAA
Molecule: messenger RNA, 1108 nt
Organism: Lingula anatina
Lineage: Eukaryota; Metazoa; Brachiopoda; Lingulata; Lingulida; Lingulidae
Source: RefSeq, a predicted model, not a curated record